Messenger RNA from Postia placenta MAD-698-R-SB12, 996 nucleotides. RefSeq lists its product as hypothetical. The record is from RefSeq and is a predicted model, not a curated record. Bases 1 to 996 code for a protein of 331 amino acids. Lineage: Eukaryota; Fungi; Basidiomycota; Agaricomycetes; Polyporales; Adustoporiaceae. The transcript is spliced from 4 exons.
AUGUGUGCCGUGAAUUUGAUCAAGGAAGGCGGAAGGCGCUACACGCAAGUUAAACACAAUCGUGGCCUAUAUGCGAGACGCGAGCCCUACCGCUGGGCGAGUCUGCCCAGACGGUGCCAACAGAGGCCGUCGCGGCGCAUAACUUCGCAACAUCGCCUGAGUAUCUCUGUGAGAGCGCAGUCCAGAACUCGCCCCGCCGUGAUCGCUCGCCAGGGUAACCCGAACAAUCACGCCACAUCCAGUGGACGGAACGCCCUCAGAUGCUACCAGAGGUAUUGUGGCAAGGUCCCAUGGCUGUCUCAUAGGCAAAUUGCCGCGAUACGCGCCUUGUCCCCAAAGGCGAUCGAGCAUGUUCUCGAACGAGCGCAGCAUGGAGGCGUCCCUGAGCAAUCAUCCCCCCCGCAGGACAAAUUGCCCCACGGGGCGCCCUCGCCCACAUCGGCACAAAUCGGACAUAGCGUGAAGGACGCGCGCAAGCGUCCGUCCCAUCAAAAGGAAGAGCACAAGAACCCGCAGGGCGUUCGCGCGAGCAGAUGGUGCCUUGUGGCGGUAGAGAACGCGGCCCUCAACGCCUUGCUAUCAUAUUAUCUGACAACCGCGUGCCUGCCGGCCGCACAGAGCGCGCCACGCGCCAACGAGGCAGCCGCAAAGGAACGCGAGCGAAUCCGCACACUGGCCCAGCGUGCGGCAGACACAGACCCACCUUCCCCAACGCACGCAGACGCAGACAUCUGGUACGGGCAACUUCGCACGUCAUGGCUGCACAGCUGCCCGCGCGCGGGCGACCUGGGGCGCACUGCGGGUCCUGUGACCGCGCAGCGUGCUUCCGGGCGCGCAGAUUGGCUGCGCGGGAUGCGUCUGCGACCGGGCGCCAGUGCAACAGAGCCACGAUGUCGUCAGCUGGGGCUGGAGUGGGCAGCGGGCGAGGAUGCGUUCACACCGGUCUUCCAGCUCAAUUGGGAUCUGAUUGGGAAGCGGCAGAUAGACGCACAUUAA